ACACUGAGAGAGCUAAACUUUGUACUGUUUUCGAUUUUAAAGGCUGACCAACUCACAGAGGAACAAAUCGCAGAGUUUAAGGAGGCGUUCUCGCUAUUCGAUAAAGACGGCGAUGGUACUAUAACCACCAAAGAAUUAGGCACGGUCAUGCGGUCCCUCGGUCAAAAUCCCACAGAAGCCGAACUGCAGGACAUGAUUAAUGAAGUAGACGCAGAUGGUAACGGCACAAUCGACUUCCCGGAGUUCUUGACCAUGAUGGCGCGCAAAAUGAAGGACACGGAUAGCGAGGAAGAGAUUAGAGAGGCCUUCAGAGUGUUCGAUAAGGAUGGAAAUGGUUUCAUAUCCGCGGCGGAACUUAGACACGUCAUGACAAAUCUGGGCGAGAAACUCACUGAUGAGGAAGUAGAUGAAAUGAUACGGGAGGCCGAUAUCGACGGCGACGGCCAAGUUAAUUAUGAAGAAUUCGUCACAAUGAUGACAUCAAAGUGAAUGCAACCUGUGUAACGGAAGAACUCGCGACUCGGAGUGGUGUUGACGUAUUAAAUAAAUCAAGAAACAGAGAAAAAAAACAUAUGUAACAAAACGAGAAUCAACCAGAAAGUGACAAAUCUUGUAUCAGGAUGCGAAGAUGUCUAUAAAAGCGCGAAGAGUCAACGUCCGAUACCGCGUUAAAAUCAUCAUCGUUAACGAUAAGUAAUACAGGGCAAUUAAUUGUUUAAUUAAAGAGUUAUACCACUAAAAUCAUUAUCUCUCAAAACACUAAUAUUUACGCGUGUAUACAUACACACAUGACACUGACUCGUUACACAGAUACACGUUACGAACGCAACACGCUCCAAGAGUAUACACACAUACCCACAUACAUAUUCACUCGGAUGUCUUAUUUCCAUUGGAUAAAACAAAUUUGGAAAUGAGAUAACGCGAAGACACACAAUUGCGCGCGCAUGUGCACUAACGAUAAAGAAAAAAAAAGUGCAUUUUCCACUUUCCUCUCUUUCUCGACUGCCCCCCCUCCCAUUUCCCUCUCCUCUUGUCGCGUCCUUCGGCACCAUCUUGCUCCCCUCGCCACCCCUCAUCCUCCUUCGUUUCCCCAGAAGUUUUGUCAUGAGAAAGGCAUGUCGAAGAAUUGUAAUUUCUCUUUACAAAGGGAGAGGAAAUGUGUGUGUUAAGGGACAAAGUAUAAAUCCGAUGUAAGAUAAUAUUAAAAGCAGCAAAAGUUUAUUUGCCAAUCGAGAGUAAGAUUCAUCUCGAGAAUUCCUUCGUUCAUUUUUUUAAUAAACGAGAUACGUGUAUAGUGAAUGAUGACAUUAGGAUACGUAGCUGCUAAAUAGAUGAUGAUGUCUCUACCGUUAAAAUGCAUGCACAUGUACAAAUGUUUGUUUGUCUCUGUGAGAGAGAAUUCGGCCUGGACCGAUCGUUUUCCAGACAGAGAGAAAAGAGCGAGAGCGAGAGAGAGAAAGAGAGAGAGAGAGAGAGUAUAAAUACGAUGCGCUUCGGCCUCUGGGUUAUUGAUGACGACUUUACAUGCAAAAGCUGUGCUGGACCCCUCGAUGCCUCACAAACGAAUAACUUAAUUUAUAUAAGUAACGAGCGAGAAAAUUUAUAAAAAAAGUGAUGAAAGAGAAAGAGAGAGAGUGAGAGAGAGAGAGAGAGAGAGAGAGAGAGAGCGAGAUAAGGUGGAGGAAAGAAAGAAUCGGAGGAGCUUCGAGGAGCUCAGACCUAGUGCUUUCGCGCGCGUCGCGUCUUGCGGAACGGGAUGUGAUCUGUCGGGCGGAUGACAUCACGGGAACGCGAACGACGAGUCGCGGCGCGAUCGUUGGAAAGCUCCAGGAUCCGAAGUCUCGACAUUCCUAUUUGAAAAAAUAAAAAAAAAAUAAAGAAAAGUCUCUUCCUUACGCUUUCAACAUCAUCCAGCCUCUCGUGCUCGUGCACACGGGACUCACACGUACACGUAUGUUUUACGAACUAUACUUACGCGAGAAACUAUACACACGAAAGAUUAUACACACAGAGCAAAAAAAAAGAGAAACACUAUAAUACUAUAUUCACAAAGUGCGUUUUGCCUCCAGUUCCAUUUUAAUCUCCUAUUUGUAAAACUUGCCUUCCACUCUAAGGAAAGCCUUACAUACAUGCGCGCAAAAAAAAAAGAUACAAAAAUGUGGGGAAAAAAAAGAGAAACAACGUCGACACCACUUUUGUUGAUAAUGUAAAUCUAAUGGAGAAAUAAAAUAGGGAUGGGGGAUUAAAGGAAGUAAAGGCCACAGUGAGAUCGGUGCAUUACUUUUCUUCGCCCAGGGGUGCGUGCCAGUCUCGUAAAAACGGAGCCAACCAGAUCGGAGAAACUGGUGUGAUUUUUGUGCGAUCCGUACAAUAUAAUGUUACUUAAGAACUCGAGAGCAAAGAACAUAAAUGCCGUACAGCGUAAACAUCAUGCGUGUCGGUGGUUCAGUCAUAAUAUAUAUGUAAUAUAUAUAUAUAUAUAUAUAUAAAAUAAUUUACGAAGAAAUUAAGAAAAAAAAUAUGAAAGAGAUAAUUCCUCCACAGUCCUUUAUUAUUUAAUAUUGAAGUGAACAAAAUGAGAAGUACUUGUAUUUCUGGUGACCUAGAUCGCAUUGAUCAUUAAACAAAAAAGGAAAAAAAAAGAUAAAAAAAAGUAAAAAAGACAAAAUAAAUGUAUAUCCUCAUUUUUAGGUCACAGCUACUCGAUUCGUUUCCUUCAUUACUAAUGGACCUCUCGUUUCAGCAACCAUCUCUUUUUGUGUUCGAUGGCAUCUAGAUACUUUGCUAUGAGAAUAUUUCAUUGUGUAUCUAUGAACAGGAUCCACUUUACAUAUCUCUGACUUUUCUCGCUACCCUCGAAAACUUUUUGAGAAGAAUAGAUAUAGGUUACAAGAAAGUACGGUAUUAAUUGUAAUUAGGAAAUCUCGCUCCCCAUUAAACACCCGAAAAAAAAUAUAGGGGGAGAGAAAAAGAGAAGCACACAUUGGGUCUAUUUGUAAAACUGUGGUUAUUCUGUGUCCGAGGUAUAUUUCCACACUUACACUUUAUUAAGAAUGAAAAAGAUUGUCAACAACACACACUCGUUUUUGUAAAAGUGGUCGUUAGUAUUCGACAGGCAUCUGUAUCUAAAUGCUUCCAAAAUCCGCUUCGUUUCAUCGAACACUGAUACCUAGCGAUUAAGUCUCUUACGUUACAAAGACUCUAUUCCAGUAUUUAAUAUAAUAGUAAUUUUAUAUCCGUAUCGCAAAAUCUAUUUAUUGAAAGAAUUUUCGCGCGCCGAGGAUAGAGAUAGAGCGAGAGAGAGAGAGAGAGAGAGAAAGAAAGAGUGGCGCAUGGAAGCUCUUGUUGUGAACGUUAACAUCGAGGCAAUGCCAAAUCUUUACCGAAUAAUAUUGAAGCGUUAGCUCUUCUAAUAUUUAAUUUAGCGUCCCCUCGAUCUUUGUUAUUGAAAUACACGUUGUUGUUCUUAAAAAAAAAAAAAAAAACAUCGUUUAUACCGUAUUUGCGGAGGUACCAAGACACAUCCUGCUUCUAUCGAACGUUUGUAUUUAUUUCGAUGUGUACAUACGAACGUAAAAUUGAUCGACGAAGUGAGUUUUCAAUUCGAUUAUGCUAAUCGCAAUUUUAAAAAUGAGCAAGCUCGUUGCGCUAUAAACAAGGUGAGAACGUUGUACGUUGCAAAGUGAGGAGAUUCUUUUUCUAUCAGAUUAUUUCGAAUAUGUAGACUCUGUGCUCGUUUUUUUUUUUUUUUUUUUACUACUUUGAACGUAUUCAUUCAAUUUAACGCUCCUUGAUUUCUCAGACUUCUAAUUCGAAAAUUGUUUCUAGUGUAUGUAAGUAUAUUCUCUGCCGUAUCUCAAAGGCGUUCUUCACUUCUUGUCGUACAUAAAUAAAGCGGCACAGUUUGUAUAAAGUGUUGAUAUUAAGUUAAUAAAUUGUUCCUAUAUACUUAUAUGGGAGCAAACUGGUGUUUAUC
Molecule: messenger RNA, 3976 nt
Organism: Temnothorax curvispinosus
Lineage: Eukaryota; Metazoa; Arthropoda; Insecta; Hymenoptera; Formicidae
Product: calmodulin
Exons: 3
Molecular function (GO): calcium ion binding; enzyme regulator activity
Source: RefSeq, a predicted model, not a curated record